This is a messenger RNA of Histoplasma capsulatum G186AR, 375 nucleotides long. RefSeq lists its product as uncharacterized. The record is from RefSeq and is a predicted model, not a curated record. The transcript is spliced from 3 exons. The coding region runs from base 1 to 375 and encodes 124 amino acids. NCBI's taxonomy places the organism in Eukaryota, Fungi, Ascomycota, Eurotiomycetes, Onygenales, Ajellomycetaceae.
AUGGAGUACCGAAACGGUGUUGCAGGACUGUCACUGCCUCCCAGCAGCAGCUUUGGAAUGCAGCAGUUUCCCAAUGCUAAAGCUCUACAUUUUCUGAGUGGACGAUAUCAAGAUAUCCCAUGGCGGAAAGACAAGAUGUUGAACUCUUUUCCGGGGGAUACCUCUGAGACAUCUGCCCUGUGUCUCCUGACUGUCAGUGAUUUGUUUCUUGUUCACCGCUUGCCUAACCUACCUCGAUACAUAGACCUAGGAAUGGCGCAGAAUACCCUGCCCGCCAGUUCAGAGCCCAAAAGGGAGCCAGCCGACCAUCAUAGCCUUGCCCCCCGGAGCUAUCGGAAGGUUCCUGACAAAGAUAUCGGACCGGAAUCUGCUUGA